Messenger RNA from Telopea speciosissima, 2859 nucleotides. RefSeq names its product protein ALTERED PHOSPHATE STARVATION RESPONSE 1. NCBI's taxonomy places the organism in Eukaryota, Viridiplantae, Streptophyta, Magnoliopsida, Proteales, Proteaceae. The transcript has 4 exons. Bases 115 to 2622 code for a protein of 835 amino acids. The record is from RefSeq and is a predicted model, not a curated record.
AUCCUCUCUCUUCCUUCCUAACCCACUCAUUUUUUGUUUUAAAUCUAAUUAAUUUCUAUUUAUAUUUGGUGGGUUUGUAAAUUGUAAUAUCUCUGUUACCUCCCUGGCCGGGAAAUGGGCUGCACUAGCUCAAAGGUGGACGACCUCCCGGCCGUCGCUCUCUGCCGCGAGCGCUGCCACUUUCUCGAAGUGGCAAUCCGGCAGCGUUACGCAUUCGCCGAUGCUCAUGUUGCCUACAUCCACUCUCUCAAGGGGAUUGGAGUCUCCUUGCACCGUGUCUUCGAUCAAGAUCUCGACAGUUCUACUUUUUCUCCACCUUCCCCUGUUUUUCCACUCCCCACUCAAAGGAAGGGUGAUCCCGUCGCCGCCGUUGCAGCACAGCCUUCCAUCUUUCCCCCUCCUUCUGCCGCCUCAGCCGCUUCUGCUGCUGCUCCCGCUCUGGCUCGUGAUUCCAACUCAAAUUCAGGCUCUCAUAUUCACUUCCAUUCCGAUUCAGAAGACGACGACGACGACGACGACGACUAUGAUUCCGGAUCUCUCCACCAUUCCGGCCAUUCUUCUCCCUUGCAUCAUCAUUAUCAGCCCACUCACGAGGAUCACCAGGGUUAUCCACUGGAUCAGGGAGUCUUGGGUUCUUCGUUCCCAGGUGGGUUCAUGACAAUGAAUUAUAUGAGGAAUCGUCCCACGCCCUCCGUCUCUUACGAGCAGCGGCCCAUGAGUCCCGACAUCGUACGUAUGGACGAGUCUUCUUCCUCUUACUAUCCUUACCCCUAUCCUAACCAGAACCCUGCCCCUCCUCCCUACUACGCUUACUCUAACUAUGAAGGUUUCUACCCCUACGGUAGUUCUUCCUCUCCUCCGCCGCCCAUGGCUCCACUUUCUUCAUCCGCAUCGUCUUCCAAACCUCCUCCGCCACCACCUUCACCGCCGAGGAACUCCCCUUGGGAUUUCUUGAACCCUUUCGGAACUUUUGAGAGGUACUACCCUCCGUACACUCCCAGCCGCGACUCCAAGGAAGUGAGGGAGGAAGAAGGGAUUCCUGAUUUGGAGGACGAAGAUUACCAGCAAGAAGUUGUCAAAGAAGUCCAUGGAGACCGUAAGUUCGUUGAUGGCAGUCCUAAGAAGGUGACCAAUGACGAGGAUGUGAGCGGAAACAAUGAUGGGGAGGCCACACAUUACCAAACGAGGCCCAGUGUCUCAUCAGUGGAGAAGGGGGUGGAGUAUGAUGCACAUUUGGUCGACAAGAAUGUAGUUAUUAAUGAAGAGCGCUCUGAGGAUCAGGGCAAUGUGGCUACAUAUAAGGCCCGUGUUCGUUUGCGUGGUGCAUCAGAGGUUGUGGCUGAAAUCAAGAUUCAGUUUGAGAGAGCUGCAGAGUCCGGCAGUGAGGUAUCCAGGAUGCUCGAGGCUGGAAAGCUUCCUUAUCACAGGAAAAAUGCAGUUUAUCAAGUUUCCUCCAAGAUGUUGCACGUUAUUACGCCUUCUCUGUCGGUAGCGGCAUCUUCACAGCCUUCCACUUCUAAAAGCUCUGAGCCAUCAUCCUCCACCGAGAAGAGUGGUUCUGCUUACUUGGCCUUUAACGAGGACACGGGGACAAGGUCAUCAAAUCUAUCUUCUACUUUGCAAAAGCUUAACAUUUGGGAGAAGAAACUCUAUGAUGAAGUUAAGGCUGAGGAAAAAAUGCGGGUAUUACAUGAUAGGAAACGCCAGCGACUCAAGAGAUUGGACGAGAAGGGUGCUGAGGCUCACAAAGUUGAUUCCACGAGAACUUUAGUGAGAACUUUAUCUACCAAAAUAAGAAUUGCAAUUCAGGUUGUUGAUAAGAUAUCGGUCACGAUAAAUAAGUUGAGGGAUGAAGAGUUGUGGCCUCAGAUUAAUGAAUUAAUUCAUGGGUUAGUUAGAAUGUGGAAACUUAUGCUUGAAUGCCAUCGGAAUCAGUGCCAAGCUAUAACAGAGGCGAAAAAUUUAGAUGCCAUCGUAUCUAGCAGAAAGUUUAGCAUUGCUAAUCUUGAAGCUGCGAUGCAGCUUGAACAUGAAGUCCUUAAUUGGAUUUCCAAUUUCUCCAACUGGAUUGGCGCCCAGAAGGGCUAUAUCACAGCCUUGAACAGCUGGCUUCUGAAAUGUAUUUUUUAUGAACCAGAAGAAACACCUGAUGGAAUAGUUCCCUUUUCUCCAGGUAGGAUGGGUGCACCUCCUGUUUUUGUGAUUUGCAACCAAUGGUCACAAGCCAUGGAGAGAAUUUCUGAGAAGGAGGUAGUUGAUGCCAUGUUGGCUUUUGCACUGGGCUUGCGGCAUAAUAUUGAUCUGUGCCGGAGGAUGAUGACCACUGGGGAUAUGGAGAGUAAGGUUAAGACCUUGGAGAGGGAAGAGCAGAAGAUGCAGAAGGCAAUGCAGGCUCUGGAUAAGAAAAUAGUUAUGGUUUCCGGGCAGGGCACUGGUGUCCUUGUGCCUGAGCAGAUUGUGCAUCAGAGUAACAUGGGCACUAUUAGUAGUCUGCAAUCUGGUCUGAAACAGAUCUUUGAUGCCAUGGAGAGGUUCACUGCCAGUUCUAUGGAAGCCUAUGAGGAGCUUCGUGUACGCAUUGAAGAAGACAGGAUUGCACGAGAAAAUGCUAAAGUUCCAUAGACAUUGCUUGGAAGGGGAUUAUUGCCAUCCCUCUGCAAUGGUAUCUGGUUCCCUGGAUUCUUUGAUUACUUCUUCCUGAAGAAUGUCGAAGGGUUUCUGAGAUGGCUGGAGCAGGCUUCUGAUGUUCGUUGAUUGAUGGGAGUUCUUUCACAUACGGUUGGUUUCAACCUUCAUCCUUGACCAGUUAAAGUACAUCUGAGGCAGUGGCUGUUUUAGCCUCUGGCAGUUCAGGUUGAC